Molecule: messenger RNA, 4748 nt
Organism: Anguilla rostrata (American eel)
Lineage: Eukaryota; Metazoa; Chordata; Actinopteri; Anguilliformes; Anguillidae
Product: myotonin-protein kinase-like
Exons: 15
Coding region: 761-2548 (595 amino acids)
Biological process (GO): peptidyl-threonine phosphorylation; actomyosin structure organization
Cellular component (GO): cytoskeleton; cytoplasm
Molecular function (GO): ATP binding; protein serine/threonine kinase activity
Source: RefSeq, a predicted model, not a curated record
GAAAGGAGGAGGACAUUUGGGAGGAGGGAAAGAGGGAGAGAGAGGCAGAAAAGAGAUGGACAUGAUGUAGACAGAAACAACACUAUAUAUAUAAAGGAGAAAGAAAGAGAAAAAGCAGUGUGAUUACAAGUGCGUAUCUGCAAAAGGAAGCCAGGAGAGAGUGGACAGACAAACGAGUGGUGGGGAAGCAGAGGAAAAGAGCUGGGAACAGAGGAAGAGACACAGGCAGGACGGGAGAAGAAGGGAGACCGGAAUUAGAGAAAGGAAAGGAGAGAGAGAACAUGAGAGAGAGAGAGAGAGAGGGAGAGAGGGAGGGAGAGAGCGUGAGACAGCUGCAAUAAAGAACAAGUAACAAGUGGAGUCAGUUGAACAGAGAGACAGAGAGAGAGAGAGAGAGAGAGAGAGACCAAAAAAGGACUGAAGCCAGAGCAGACUUGACAGACGCUGAAGAGGAAAAGCAGGAAAAGUGAGGAAAAGAGAGCAAACGAGUGGGAAAGAGAGAGAGAGAAAGGAGGAGAGCGGUCCAUGUUCUACUGUCAGCUGGAUAGGCAAAGAGGGAAAGAGAGAGAGGAAGAGAGUGACAGAGGCAGAGUAAAGAAAAAAGCCAGAAAGGCCGAAGCACAGCCGAAAGUGAACCGGAGAGAGAGAGCGACAGAGCGACAGAGCAGAGGGAGGUAGAGCGGGCGGGGGAGCGGGACGGCCGGUGAGGGCACGAUGCGGACCCUGCGGAGCUGCUGAGGCCGGCGCCGGGGUGGGCCACAUGUCGACGGGCACUGAGCCGCGGGAGCUGGCCCUGCCGGGCACGGGCACGCACGGGCCAGUGGGGCUGCAGACGCUGCUGGACCUGCUGGUGGGCGUGUACCAGGAGUUCCUGUCCUCACCCUUCGCCAGGGAGAAGUUCGUCUCGGGCUUCCUCAAGUGGGCCGAGCCCCUGGUGAGACAGGUGAAGAAGAUGCGAAUACAGAAGGACGACUUUGACAUCCUCAAGGUGAUUGGCCGCGGAACCUUCAGUGAGGUUGCCGUGGCGCGCAUGCGCAGCACGCAGCAGGUCUAUGCCCUGAAGAUCAUGAACAAGUGGGACAUGCUGAAACGGGGGGAGACAGCAUGUUACCAGGAGGAGCGGGAGGUCCUGCUGAAGGGGGAUCCACUCUGGAUCACAAAGCUCCACUACGCCUUCCAGGAUGACAACUACCUGUACCUGGUGAUGGAUUACUACGUUGGUGGAGACCUGCUUACGCUGCUUAGUAAAUUUGGGGACCGCUUCCCUGAAGACAUGGCUCACUUCUACCUGGCUGAGAUGGUCAUGGCCAUCAACUCUAUCCACAGACUGGGCUACGUACACAGGGAUAUCAAGCCUGACAACAUCCUGCUGACGGCCGGGGGCCACGUGCGGCUGGGGGACUUUGGGUCCUGCCUGAGGCUGCAGAAGGACGGAAUGGUCUACUCGUCCCUGGCGGUGGGGACUCCAGACUACCUGUCCCCUGAGAUCCUGCGGGCCGUAGAGGGGGGAGGGGGGUAUGGCCUGGAGUGCGACUGGUGGGCGCUUGGCAUCUGCGCCUACGAGAUGCUGUUCGGGACCACGCCCUUCUACGCAGAGUCUCUCACUGAGACCUAUGCCAAAAUCAUCCACUUUCAGGAUCACUUUGAGCUCCCGCCCGCUGGCUCUGAGGUGUCUGCGGAGGCGCGCUCCCUCAUGGCCGGCCUGAUCUGUGAGCGGGAGGAGCGUCUGGGCUCCGGGGGCUUUGAGGACUUCGCUAACCACCCCUUCUUCUGUGGCCUGGACUGGGAUUCCCUGCACCUCCUCCCCGGCCCCUUCCAGCCCGAGGUCUCCAACGCCACCGACACCUCCAACUUCGACGUGGUGGACGACUGCCUCAGCGACACGGAGACGCUGUGUGAUGUGAUGGACAGGGUGCCUGUGGGGGUCCAUCUGGCCUUUGUUGGCUUCUCCUACACAGCAACCAGAGAAACAGGUGCUCAGGACCACAGCCAUGACAUCAUGAUGGAGAUUGAUAAUCGACCAAUGAGAGAUUCCAAACGGCUACUGUUCCAAGAGAAUCUGAAUGAGGUAUGGCAGCUCAGUGAGGACCUGCAGGCCACCCUGCCUGCCAUGCUCAAGCUCCCCCUAGAGCCGGGACAGGGCACUGCGGAUUCUCCACACUGCGUGGAUGAAACAAUCCAGAGCUCUGCACACACUCUGGAUCUAGACAGGAGACUGCGGGAGGCAGAGAGGAGGAACAGAGAGAUAGAGGAAGAGAUGGAGAGACUGAGGAAGGAGAUAAAGACCCUGAGGGACAUCAGGGAGACAGAGCUGAGUGUCUGCCUGCCACGCCCCUCUCUGCCUGCCCACCACCCGGACCCCACGGGGGACGGAGCAACAGCGCCCCCUGCCUGCCAUUACCCACUGGUCAUCCCUCUUCUCCGUCACCUGCUGCUGUUCCACAGGGUGCGCUGGCCCCAGGUGGUGUGUGAAGGUUACCUGCUGGUGUGUGCCGAGGGAACAGAGCCGCAAGCCUGGAGCAGAAAGUGCUGUGCAGACCUGUCCUAAUGGCCUGCUCUCCCCCCCAACCCGCACCAAUGGACCUGUCCUAAUGUCCUGCUCUCCCCCCCAACCCGCACCAAUGGACCUGUCCUAAUGUCCUGCUCUCCCCCUCAACCCGCACCAAUGGACCUGUCCUAAUGUCCUGCUCUCCCCCCAACCCGCACCAAUGGACCUGUCCUAAUGUCCUGCUCUCCCCCCAACCCGCACCAAUGGACCUGUCCUAAUGUCCUGCCUCUCCCCCCAACCCGCACCAAUGGACCUGUCCUAAUGUCCUGCUCUCCCUCCCAACCCGCACCAAUGGACCUGUCCUAAUGUCCUGCUCUCCCCCCCAACCCGCACCAAUGGACCUGUCCUAAUGUCCUGCUCUCCCCACCAAUCCGCACCGAUGGACCUGUCCUAAUGUCCUGCCCUCCCCCCAACCUGCACCAAUGGACCUGUCCUAAUGUCCUAAUAUCCUGACCCCCCUGAACCACACCAAUGGACCUGCCCUAAUGUCCUGCUCUCCCCCCCAACCUGCACCAAUGGACUUGUCCUAAUGUCCUAAUAUCCUGACCCCCCUGAACCAUGCCACUGGACCUGUCCGAAUGUCCUGACUCCCCCCUGACCCACAUCAGUGGACCUGUCUUAAUGCUCUGACCUGAGGAUGGUGUGAUUUUGGGACACUGAGACACAUGCAGCACAGGGCAGGACAGCACAGCCCCCUCAUUCAGCACAGAAGGCCAUAGGCUUUCUGGAAGGUUCUCAGGAGGGACCAGAGAGACUGAGUAGCAGCGCUGGGCAUCGGAGAGUAGACCCUGGGGGAACCAGGGGUAAAGGGACAGAUCCCCUGCCCGCCACCGCCCCCGCUGAAUUGGCAGGAUGACCCAUCCCUCCCCACCCCACCCCUGCACGAUCUGCAAAGGCCCCACUAGAGGUCUUGGUGAGACCUGUAUUUAUUGAUAUCUAAGUUAUUUAAAGAGAAGAAUAUUUUUACAUGACUGAAUGGGACAAAAUGGCAAAUGCACUUCUGGACAGGAUGCGGUGGCUAUUCUUAACACAGACAGACAGACAGAAAGACAGUAGAGGAAAGACGCACAGGAUGACAUCUGAGGACAUGUGUUUGCAGUCCUGAGAUAAGUCUAAGACCAUCAGUAUUUAGAGGAAUCACACAAGUGGCCCUCUUUUUACAUACACACACACACACACACACACACACACACACUAUACGCACACACAUGUACACACAAACACACACACACACACCUUACAGUCACACUGCCAUAUACACGCUCAAAUAUACAAGCAUAGGAUGCUGGUAACUGACAGACAGUCAGACCUCUAAGGACAGACAGAGACCAGGAGAUUAAAGCAAUGACUGACAGGUGGAUGCAGUGGAGGGUGCCUUGUACCGCCUUCUCCCCAGUCAAAUGUCUGAGCCCCCUCGAGCAGAAGGGGUUCCAACUGCAAGCGGUGGCAGCAGCAGCAGUAUGGAGGAUCGGUGACAGCAACCAGAGGUGUGGGCUCAAAUUCCAGAUGAGACACUGCCAUUUUACCAACAAGCAAGGCAGUUUAGCUCUGAAUCAGAAUGCUUAGGAUGUGUAAAUCACCAAGACAGGAUGAGUUCUAUUAGUGAUGUCAUGAUGGGUUGCCAGGCAGGGCAUUAAUACCUGCAGACCUCUCUGUGAACAUUUCCCAGUGAUGGAUAAUUUGCCUACAGAUAUUUUCAUGUUCACUCUGAUUGUUCCAGUAACUUGUACAUGUCAUUGUGUGAGGUUGUUGCACACUGUUUUUUGUUUUGUUUUGUUUUUUUGGUUUGGAUUUACACGUUGAUUGCUGCACUGAAUACUGGGAUUAUGAAUGAGUGAGCAAGGUCAUAUAGAGUGCGUGAGUGCAUGAGUGAGCAACAGUAAGUGAAUUUGUGAGUUUUUGUUUGUGUGAAUGAGUGAGUGGUCAAGUGAACACUUGAGUGUGUGAAUGGUUGUGAUUGGGUGAAUGAGUGAGUUUGUAAAUAAGUGUGAGUGAAUAAAUGGUAUAAGUUGAGUUCACAGAGUGGAGAGCUCUAUAAGAGAACUGGUGUGUCUUAUCGAAUUUGGAAUAAAUAUUUGCAAUACAUUAGUCAGUGCAUGAAAGUAACAUUUUCAUUUACCAGGUGAAAUAUUUUAUAUAAUUUGUUUUUUGAAGAGGUUUUGAGUUUGAUUUUAAAACAAGCCAAAUAAAACAUUCAGUG